This is a messenger RNA of Rotaria sp. Silwood2, 540 nucleotides long. Lineage: Eukaryota; Metazoa; Rotifera; Eurotatoria; Philodinida; Philodinidae. The record is from the annotation of a GenBank genome assembly.
AUGCAAAAGCUUAUCACUGAAAAAGGAAAACCAAUGCUUCUUUAUGACAGUUAUAUCUACACUGUAGAACGUACCAUAACAACAAAAUUAAUUUUUCGAUGCCAAAAUCGUGAUUCGCGUUGUCACACCAAUUUAUCCAUGAACGCAUUUCUUUCCCAACCAACAUCACAUUCUCAUGCUCUCCAACUUGAUCGUAUUCCGGCUAUUCAAUUACACAACGAAAUUAAAGCUCGCACUGCAACGACAGAUGAAUCUACCAGCUCAAUUCUUCAUUUGGCCUUACGAACAUAUCCUCUAAGUGCUGCUGGUGCAAUUCCAAAAUUUGACACACUUAUGCUCAUAAUCCAACAACAAAGAACUGCUGAAACAGUCAAUGCUGGUGGUCGUUUACCAGAAAAUUUAAAGAAGACAUAUCGUGGUGAAGAUUUCAUCUUACACCAAGAUGAACAUUUAAUUAUCUUCACAACAAAAACUAAUUUAUCAAUUCUGAAACAAAAAAAACAUUGGUUCGCUGACAGAACAUUUAAGGUGAGCUAUUAA